Molecule: messenger RNA, 1991 nt
Organism: Alnus glutinosa
Lineage: Eukaryota; Viridiplantae; Streptophyta; Magnoliopsida; Fagales; Betulaceae
Product: probable WRKY transcription factor 17
Exons: 3
Coding region: 93-1142 (349 amino acids)
Biological process (GO): regulation of DNA-templated transcription
Molecular function (GO): sequence-specific DNA binding; DNA-binding transcription factor activity
Source: RefSeq, a predicted model, not a curated record
UUUCCCUACUCUUUCUCCCUUGUAGACUUUGGAUGACUUUUUAUUGAGCGAGCUCGAUCUGUUUAUCUUUCUCUCUCUAAAUUUCUUUCAGAAUGGCCGUGGAGCUCAUGGGCUUUCCGAAGAUGGACGAUCAGACGGCUAUACAGGAAGCUGCAUCGCAAGGCCUGAAGAGCAUGGAGCACCUGAUCCGCCUCUUGUCCCACCACCACCACCACCACCAGCAGCCAAACCGCUUGGACUGUACCGACAUAACCGACCUCACCGUAUCCAAGUUCAAGAAGGUGAUUUCUCUCCUGAACCGAACCGGCCACGCCCGGUUCAGGCGAGGACCGGUUCGACACUCUUCUGCUCCAUCCUCCUCAUCCUCAUCCGCCCCUCUCUUCGUUCCUCACUCGCAAACCCUAACCCUAGAUCCUCCUCCGAUGACUUCUAAGCUCGCCGUGCCUCCGGCGCCGAUCGUUUCUCCAGAGACCGUACCUCACGCUCCGAUCUCUGCCACGGCGAGAUUCGUCACGUCUCAGCAGCAGAGUUUGACCUUUGACUUCUCGAAACCCAAUGUUUUCGCCUCCAACCCCAAGACUACCGAGCUGGAUUUCACCAAGGAGAGCUUCAGCGUGUCGUCUACCUCGUCGAUCAUGUCGUCAGCUAUCACCGGCGACGGCAGCGUCUCCAACGGGAAGCUAGGGUCGUCGAUCUUGGUCGCUCCAGCGCCGGCUGUUUCUGGCGGAAAGCCGCCGCUAUCGACGGCUCCGUACAAGAAGAGGUGCCACGAGCACUCCGACAAUGUCUCCGGAAAGUUCUCCGGCUCCGGCAGCAAGUGCCAUUGCUCCAAGAAAAGGAGAAAUCGGGAGAAGAAAACAAUACGGGUCCCGGCGAUCAGUUCGAAAAUCGCUGAUAUCCCGCCGGACGAGUACUCUUGGAGGAAAUACGGUCAGAAGCCGAUCAAGGGCUCGCCAUACCCACGGGGGUAUUACAAGUGUAGUACGAUGAGGUUGUGCCCGGCGAGGAAACACGUGGAGAGGGAUCCGAGUGAUCCGUCGAUGCUGAUCGUAACGUACGAAGGGGAGCACCGUCACGCGGCUCCACCCGCGAUGCAGGAGAACAUGGCCUCCGGUAUGGGAUUGGUACUCGAGUCAACGUGAGAAAGCGAAUAACACGAAAAGACAACCGGGUUGGGGGGGUGGGUAAACGACGUCGUAGGCUUUUGUUGUUUCGAGGUAGUGGAGGGGGGGAGGGGGGGUUGGAUUGUAAAUUUGUUUUGUACGUUAAGGAAUAUAAUAGCAGUGGUGGAAUCUCAAUUUGCCAAAGCAGUUGUUAAAAUUUUGAAUUAAGUUUGGUGGUUUGGUUAAUUAAUUAAUUUAUUGGUUAAUUUUGGUUAUUGAUCUGCCACCAUGGAUGAUACUGGUUGAUAAAAAUAGGGAGCAUAUCUGGAAAAGAGUCAAAUAUUUGUGAUUAGUGGGUGUUUGGAGGAGUGGGGUGAGCAAUCAGAUGCUUUGUGGUUGGCAAUGUCAUCAUCAUCACUUGCAGGUGGAAGAUGGGGUGGUCCAGUGAUUUUUCAGUCAAUAGAUUAUUUAUGAAGUUUAUUUGUUUGACAAUCCUGUAAUGAUAUGAUUAGGGGAAACCAAAAUCCAGAAGAAGAAAAAAGAAAAAAGAGAAGGAGAUAUGAAUCACUUCAAAAAAAAAAAAUUGAUACAAAAUGAUGGUGGAUAUGGAUGAGUAUUGGUGGGUUCUCAAUUAAGGUGGAAGUCAAUAUCUCAAUUCCAACAAUUUUCAUGAAAUUGUUACUUUGUUGGAUUAAGUCUCUGGUGAGAAAAGUAAAUGUAUUUGAUGACAUUUGAAAUCUGACACUACAAGGCAUGUUCAACGAGCUGUUUACGUGAGCAGAGGAAUUCUGUUGUAGUCCAACAAUUCAUCUUUCAUUAUGAUGCUUUUGUGACUCGAAUUCAAGACUUUUAACUUUAAUUUCAUUUGUUAGAUAAAGUAUUUGACUA